This is a messenger RNA of Rhagoletis pomonella (apple maggot), 933 nucleotides long. RefSeq lists its product as uncharacterized. Bases 40 to 858 code for a protein of 272 amino acids. The record is from RefSeq and is a predicted model, not a curated record. Lineage: Eukaryota; Metazoa; Arthropoda; Insecta; Diptera; Tephritidae. The transcript is spliced from 2 exons.
UCACAUGUGGCGGAUCAGUUGUGAUCUGAAGUCGUGGCGAUGCUAAGAGGUCUCCAAGGAGGCUAUACGAAAAACAUGUGUUUCUUGUGUCUUUGGGAUACCAGAGUUAAAGGAAACCAAUACGAAACGCAUGACUGGCUUGCUCGAGAUCCCACGGAGGAAGGACACAACUGCGUAAAUGAUCCACUGGUGCCAAUGGAGAACGUCCUCAUGCCCCCUCUCCAUAUCAAACUGGGACUCGUAAAAAAUUUCAUCAAGGCCAUUGUGAAGCAACCGAAAAUUCUUGAUUGUUUGAAAAAUAUUUUCCCACCAAUCAGCGAAGCAAAAUUGAAGGAAGGUGUUCUGAAUGGACCGGAUAUACGAAAGCUCAUGAAAUCAAAGGAACUUAAAGGUGCUUUAGACGGUAAUGAUUACUUUGCGUGGAGGGCAGUGAAGAAAGUCAUACGAUAUUUUUUGGGAAGUACGCGAGCACACAAUUACCCCGCUCUUGUGACCAAGAUGUUGCACUACUUCCAGAAAAUUGGAGUGAAUAUGUCCCUCAAAAUUCACUUCUUGCAUCACCAUCUCGAAUACUUCAGCAAGCAGCUAGCCUCAGAGUCGGAUGAAUAUGGCGAGCGCUUCCAUCAAGUGGCAAUGCCAAUGGAAACGCGAUAUAAAGGCAAAAGGCUCGAUUCGCUGGUGGCUGAAAUUUGUUGGUGGUCGCAAAAGACGUACGAUCCCGACAAUGAAGAUGAAGAAGAAGAAUAUACAAUGGGAGUUUCCUCCGAUGAUGAAGACAGAUCCUCAUCCGAUACAGACUCUGAACAAGUGGGCGAACCACCAGGCAAGAAAGUAAAGGGCGCAAACAAACGAAAAUAAGGUUUGCGUUCAUCGAUUUUUAUAACCUAUGUAUCUAUGUAAUAACCUAAUAAUUACCUGUAAUAAUUUUUAUAC